CAGACCCGGGCACCAUUGCUAGUAAGGGUAAACGCACUGGAAAACAGUAUUAGCGUCCCAACGAAGCACUUACUUAGCACCCCAUGAAGAGAAGCACUGGUGUGGACUUACUGUAGCCUCUUUUGUCACCACAAAAUCUUUGCCGAGGACAAUCUGAAAGGUAUACACAGAAUCCUCAAUGUCUUCGACAGCUCCCGCAAAUUCUACAUCCCAAAAAUCGGUUGCAUCAAAUGUACCAUUUGCUCAUCUGUGCUCUACACUAGAAAAAAUCCAAAGAUGCAGGAAUAGGGUUGAUAAGUGCAAUAUUUUUAGACAGUUUGUUGAUUCGUGGAGGAAUUUCCAUAAAGAACUUCAUAAAAAUGAUCCUGGAACGACAGACUCUUUCUACCCAGCUAUGAGACUUAUUCUUCCACAGCUAGAGAGAGAGAGAAUGGCUUAUGGAAUCAAAGAAACAAUGCUUGCUAAGCUAUAUAUUAAGGUUCUAGGAUUGCCAAAAGAUGGGAAAGAUGCCUUAAAAUUGUUAAACUAUAGAACACCUACAGGGUCACAUGGGGAUGCCGGAGAUUUUGCUGCAGUCGCUUACUUUGUACUGAAGUCACGAUGUAGGAAGGACCAUACGACAGAUCUAUCCAUACAAGAAGUAAAUGAUCAUUUAAACUCUAUAGCUAGCAACAAUGCUGCAAGGAAGAAGGAACCGAUAGAGAAAACCUUGCUUCGUUUGAUCACCAACACCACUGCUUUGGAACAAAAGUGGCUCAUAAGAAUGAUUAUUAAGGAUAUGAAACUUGGUUUUAGCCAGCAAACAGUAUUUUCCAUCUUCCAUCCGGAUGCUGCCGAAUUGCAUAAUGUCACUACUGAUCUUGAGAAAGUGUGCAUGCAGCUACAUGACCCAUCUGUUUGUCUCAGCGAUGUUUCUAUUUCAUUGUUUUCUGCUUUCAAGCCAAUGCUCGCUGCAAUUGCUAAUAUUCAGCAUAUAGAAAAGCAAAUGAACCACCAGAGUUUUUACAUUGAAACAAAGCUUGACGGUGAACGUAUGCAGAUGCAUAAAGAUGGAGAUGUUUAUAAGUACUUCUCCAGGAAUGGAUUUGAUUACACUCAACAGUUCGGCGCAUCUCCACUUGAAGGCUCUUUGACUCCGUUUGUUCAUAAUGUGUUUAGAAUAAACGUGCAGAACUGCAUUCUAGAUGGGGAGAUGAUGGCUUACAAUCCACAUACUCAAACAUUCAUGCAGAAGGGAAACAAAUUUGACAUAAAGAGAAUGGUGGAAGAUUCAGAACUACAGACCUGCUUCUGUGUGUUUGAUAUUUUGAUGUUUAAUGAUAAGAAAUUGGCUCAUGAACCACUUAGGAAGAGGCAUGAGAUCCUAUGUGAAUCCUUUAUCCCAGUUCAAGGCAGGAUCCAUAUUGUGGAAAAAACUGAGGCCGGUACCAAAAAAAAUGUGGUGGAUGCGCUUAAUGAAGCCAUUGAUAACAGGGAAGAAGGUAUAAUGGUUAAAGACCCAAUGUCUAUGUAUAAGCCAGACAAACGUGGAGAGGGGUGGUUAAAAAUAAAACCUGAAUAUGUAAAUGGUUUAAUGGAUGAACUAGACCUUCUGAUUAUUGGUGGGUACUGGGGCAAGGGUUCACGUGGUGGCAUGAUGUCCCAUUUCUUGUGUGCGGUUGCUGAGGCUCCACCCCCUGGCGAGAAGCCAUCUGUUUUCCACUCCGUCUGCCGUGUUGGCUCUGGUUAUACAAUGAAAGAGUUGUAUGACCUUGGGCUGAAGCUUGCAUCACACUGGAAGCCCUAUCGAAAACGAGAUCCUCCUGUCAAUAUUCUUUGUGGGACCGAAAAACCUGAAGUAUAUAUACAGCCUUGUAACUCUGUUAUUGUACAGAUAAAGGCAGCUGAGAUUGUUGACAGCGAUAUGUACAAAACGGGCUGUACUCUUCGUUUCCCUCGGAUUGAAAAGAUUCGAGAAGACAAGGAUUGGUACGAGUGUAUGACGCUUGAUGACUUGGAGCAUUUUAGGGAAAAGGCCUCGGGUAAAUUGGCUUCAAAACACUUGGAUAUUAAUGAAGAACCGCGGGAAAAGAAAAGGAAAACUGUACCCAAGCUUAAAAAAGUAAUUGGCGUUGUUUCACAUCUGAAAGCACCAGAUCUCACUAACAUUCUCAAAGAAUCCACAAUGUUUGAAAAUUUCGAAUUUUGUGUAAUGAGUGGGACAGAUGAACAUUUAAAAGCUGAUUUAGAGACCAAAAUUGCUUCUUGUGGAGGUAUUGUGGUGCAGAAUCCUGGAGAAGACACAUAUUGUGUUGUUGCUGGAUCUAUUAAUGUUAGAGUGAAAAACAUCAUCUCUUCCGAUGAACAUGAUGUUGUCAGGGCAACAUGGCUGUUGGAGUGCUUUGAAAAUAAAGCCUUUGUGCCGUGGCAGCCUCACCACAUGAUUCACAUGUGUCCCUCAACCAAAGAACACUUUGCUUCUGAAUAUGACUGCUAUGGCGAUAGUUAUUUUACGGACACUAAUAUAUCAGAGCUGAAAGAUGUGUUUAAAAGAAUGCCCAGCACCAAGGAGAAAAUACCCCUAGACAUGAUUGCUGACUUAGAACAUCGUUACUCAUGGGAAAACACUUCAAGUAGUAUAUUUCGUCGGUGUAUUAUAUAUGUGGAUCAAUUUACAACGAUAAAUGACCCAAGCACUGUAAUAAGCACAUCUAGCUUAGCUAUAAGAGCGCUGCAGCUACGCGUUUAUGGAGCAAAAGUAAUAGAGCACAUUAAAAAAGGGCUGUCGCAUGUAGUUGUUGGUAAAGAUUUGUCUCGUCUGGAAGAAAUUAAAAUUUUAAGAAGAGGCUUUGAUAAAAAAUUUAAAAUUGUUUCCCAUUCCUGGGUACUGGAUUCAUUAAACGCGGGAAUGCUGCAGGAAGAACUUAAAUACUUACUCUAAAUAAGAGGGUUUUUUUUAACAAAACAUUUUAAAUAUGUCUUCCAAGUAAUUUAUUAUAUACUUUUUAAGUAACGAAAACUAUGUUUCGAGUGUCUACUUUUAAUGUUUUACAUGGUUUAAAUGAAUCUUAUUGAUGUUUUUAAAAGUACUUGUAAUCAAUGUAUCCAAUAGUCAUAAGAUGAUGCUUAUUUUAAGUAAAGUUGUUGUAUAUUGGCCAUAUGUUGGAAGUGUUUCUAGUCUAAUUUUGAGAUUUAUACAUCUACGUAAAUGUUCUACUGGCAAUUACAUAUUUCUUAAACCAAUGUUUUAAAGAUAUUUUCAAUCACGAUCAAUAAAAUCUAUUUUAUUUUUU
Molecule: messenger RNA, 3272 nt
Organism: Spea bombifrons (plains spadefoot toad)
Lineage: Eukaryota; Metazoa; Chordata; Amphibia; Anura; Pelobatidae
Gene: LIG4
Product: DNA ligase 4
Exons: 3
Coding region: 179-2920 (913 amino acids)
Biological process (GO): DNA biosynthetic process; nucleotide-excision repair, DNA gap filling; immunoglobulin V(D)J recombination
Cellular component (GO): DNA-dependent protein kinase-DNA ligase 4 complex; DNA ligase IV complex
Molecular function (GO): ATP binding; DNA binding; DNA ligase (ATP) activity
Source: RefSeq, a predicted model, not a curated record